This is a messenger RNA of Xyrichtys novacula (pearly razorfish), 6719 nucleotides long. NCBI's taxonomy places the organism in Eukaryota, Metazoa, Chordata, Actinopteri, Labriformes, Labridae. The record is from the annotation of a GenBank genome assembly.
AUGUACCAGAGCCUGACCCUGUCCUCCACCCAGACCCCGUACUCCCAUGACACUGGGAGCUACAUCCACCCCACGGCCAGCUCACCAGUCUACGUCCCGACCGGCAGAGUCCCGGGCGUGCUGCCCACCCUGCCCUACCUGCAGACCUGCGAGUCCCCUCAGGCGCACGGCCUGGGCGGGCACCAUGGGUGGCCUCAGACCGGCUCGGACGGCUCAUCGUUCGGCCCCAGCAGCCCCCUCCCUCCGCCCGGAUUCUCUUACCCGCACAGCCCGCCACUCGGCAGCAGCACCGGCCGGGACUCCGGCUACCAGAGCCCGCUGCUGCUCGGGAACGGCGCCCGGGCUGAGCAGUACGGAGGGGCCCUGGUGCGGUCAAUGGGGGGCUCUUACUCCGGCCCCUACACCUACAUGAGCCCGGACAUGGCCCCCUCUUCCUGGACUCCUGGAGCAUUUGAGAACGGAGUGAUCAGCCUGCAGGGCCGCGGAGGGACCGGGAGGAGGUCCAGUCUGGGUGAGAACAGAUCCCCAAUCCGGACCCUCAUCCUGGGGGAGGAGGGGGUUUAGAUUAUUCUGAUCCACAUGAGUUAUUCUAGAGAUUUACUCUGAUCUUAGUUGAAGUGAUCAAUCAGUGGAGAGAGAGACAGACAGUGAAAAACUGAUGACCGAGUUUGAUGGCAAAGAGCGAGACUAAACACACAUUAUUAUUAUUAUUAUUAUUAUUAUUAUUAUUAUUAUUAUUAUUAUUAUUAUUAUUAUUAUUAUUAUUAUUAUUAUUAUUCUUUAUUGGUCAGGUGAAACAGACUCACCUGCGGCCUUUUCCUGAACCAGGCCUCGCUGUCAACCGGACUUACUCAGACAUUUUUAAACCGCUUAAUAAUUCGUUUGAUAUUAAAAAAAAAUCUGAGUGAUUCAUUUUUAAAACCUCUUUUUUUAUCAUUUAUUAAUAGGGUAUCAUUGUUAACCGGAACAUGUCAACCAAUAAGAAAAUCAUUUAAAAGUUUUUUUUCUCUAUAUAUACAUAUAGUUCCUUUAGGACGUGAUCGGCUGUAAAUAAACUUUUAUGAAGGAGUGUGAAAAUAAAGAAAAGAAAUUCAUUUGAUUCAUUAUUUUGUUUCAUUUUUACUAAAUAUUCUGAUUAUCGGACAAAAUGAUUUCUCCAACAAAUUAGGAGCCCCAAUCAUCAUCAAACAAAAACAAAAACAGCUUAAAAAACAGACUCCUGAAAAUGAACCGAAUGAAAACAAUAAGUUUUAAAUUAAACUAUUAUUAUCUUUCCCCUGUUGAGUUUGUAGAUACAGAUAGCUGAAGAUAAGGCUGUAGGCCUCACACUGAUCUGCUCUCUGUCAUGAUCGAAAUAAACCAGAAGCAUCAUGUUAGUUUUUUUUUUUUCCAUUAAUAAUAAUUUUGAUUUUAUUCUCAUUAUUAUUAUAAUUAUUAUUGUUUUGUCGUUUUUACUCUGAGACCAAACCACUCUCUGAGAAUCCGAUAAUAGCUCUCGGACUGUCUGACUCUUCGUCUUUGUUCGAAGGUGAGAGGGACAGAGACAAUAAUACGCACGCAUAAUCACAUACACACGCACACACUCAUUAAUUAGCGAGUUCAUUUGAAUAGAAAGAGCAGAUUCACCGAGCAUGCGCCAAACUCAUUCGCUAAUUUAGAUAAGAUAAAGCUUUAUUUGUCCCUCAGUCGAGAAAUGUGCCGUGUUAACAGCAGCAAAGGAGCAGCAGAGGAACAAUUCUCAUCCUGCGCACAAUGCAUAGAUAAGUAUAAAAAGUGAACUUACAACCGUGUAAAAGGAGUUUUAUACAAAAAAGUGAAGUAGGAAAAACAGUCACCGUCUGAAUUUGUUGUUGACAGAAAAUAGAGAAAUUACAUUUUCAGUUUAUCAACCAUUUUCAAUCACUUAAGUUACAUCUGUGUUUGAAACUAUUUUAAUUUACUGUCAGAUUCAUAUUUUAAAUUAUUAACAUUUAAAAUGUGCUAAUAGUAAUAUCAACAAACAUCUUUAAAACACACUUAAAACAAAGUUUACAGAAUGAAAUCCUGAGAUUUAGCCCCCAACUUUAAAAAAGGAUCAUAAUUAAUGGUAAGCUUUAAAUUGACAUCUUAAAUGUUCAGAUGAAUAAAUGAAAUGGAGCUUAACAAUAAUAAACAUGUUUAUAUUGAUUAUUCAUCUGAGUUUACGGAUAUCUUUAAGAACUGAAUUCUAAACAUGUUCUGACUAAAUAAAACAUCAAACUUUAGAUAACUUGAUGAAGAUUUUGAAGACUUCUAGCUACAAACAGCUCUUUUUUUCUUUUUUUAGGAAUUGGAAUCAUAAAAACAUUUGUCUUUAUUUACAGUGUCAGAGUUUCUCUCUGACCUGAACCCUGCUCUCUUUUCUUCUGCUUUAUGAGCUUUAACUAUAUUUUUAUGUGGAAAUAAAUGAUAAAUGUUAAAAACCAAGAGGUUAAAUGUUAUACUCUUUGACUCUUUGUUAACAGGAUUUUAUCAAUUUUAAUAUUUUUAAUCUCUGGUUGGGUAUUUUGCUCAAUUUUGGGCCAGAAAAAAAGAUGACUGCAGAGGUCGACAGUAAAGAAAAAGACCAUUUUUAUUUCAGGAAAGUGAAGAAGAGGGGUAUCUAAUCUAUAUCUGAUUGUUCACUCCUGUGGUCAAACACAAAAAUAUUUUAAAAAAUAAAUUAAAUAAAUCAAAAUCAAAAUAUGUCAAAGUGCAGAGCAAAAUGAUUAAAGAUUGGUGUGAUAAGAUGGUCCUGAAUGUUCUGAAACCUUGAUCUAUCAGAGCUCUUUUUUAUUUAAGUCAAACUUUCAUGAUCAAUAAAAGUUUAUAAAAUAAAAGAAAAUAAAAAUGUGAGGUUUCACAUAUUUUGAAUUUAACUCAGAAGGAACAAAAUAAGACCCCAGCCUCAUUAUUCAUCAUUUCAGUUAACAGCACAUCAGUCAUUUUUGUUUCAGCUCCUCCACAGGUGCACGUUUCUGCUUUAAAUCUGUCCUCACCUGUGUUGAUUCUGAACACCGGAGUUCAUUUUUCUGCUCUGAGGUUUCAAACAGCGUCUCUUUUUAACAGGGUGAAAUACCUCAAACUGCUAUCACAUAUAGGCAGACCACAGACCAGGUAAAUGGGGAGGGGUCUGAUACCUGGACAUCACUGAAAGGAAGAAUCACAGAAGAACAGAUCAGAAUAAAACUAAAAGAGUUUAUACAGAGAGAGAGAGAGAGAGAGAGAGAGAGAGAGAGAGAGAGAGAGCUCAGCCUGCAGACGGUCAUCAGCUGAUCUGUGUGUGUGUGUGUGUGUGUGUGUCUGUGUGUGCCUCCCUGCAGAACUGAUGGAGGAUGUGUCCCCUGAAGGUCGGGAGUGUGUGAACUGCGGCUCGGUGUCCACGCCGCUGUGGCGCAGAGAUGGAACAGGUCACUAUCUGUGCAACGCCUGCGGCCUUUACCACAAGAUGAACGGCAUCAACAGACCACUGAUCAAACCUCACAAACGACUGGUGAGAGACACACACACAACCACAAAACUACACAAGGACAUCAACAACAACAGCAGUGCUACAUCAACAGACCACUUAUCAAACCGCACAAUUGACCAGCGAAAAAAGACACACAAAAAUAACACAACAACAACAAGAAACAACACUAUCUAUGAGUCAGAGGUUAAUCUGUUGUCAGGUGAAUCAGUUUCAUUUUGAGUCCGGUCUAAAUUUUAUUGUCUGGAUUUAGAAACCGACUUCAGUAUGUGAACAGUUUUGUUUUUAACUUGACUGUAAAGCAUUUUAAGUCACAUUCUUGUAGGAAAAGGGUUUUAUAAAUAAAGAACAGUGAAGGUCACAGAGAAGUUUCAUGUCUUAAAUGAAUCUGUGAUCACAGCAGAUCACCGUUUGAGGGAAUGUUUCUCUGAGCUUGGAGAUCCAUCUGUAUUAAUCUGAGGGUGGAUCAAUCAGUACUAACAGUUUAAUAUCAUCUAGACUGUGCUGGUUUUGUAGAUGAGCAGCCCUGUGUGUUUAAGUGGAGGAGAGUUGUUGGUGGUGGGGGGUGGUCAAGGUCUCCCGGCUGUGUGUUUCUCAGGACUCCCCCCUUCUCUGGGGCUGUGUCUGAGGCAGCAGUCUGCUCCAGCUCAGAGCAGUUCCUCUGGUUUGUGUUUGUCCUGCAGUGACCUCGACCUUCACCAACACGCUGCAGAGCGAGGACGCUCUGGAGGAGGAUUACUCUGAUCAACGAUAAAUCAGGAUUUAUUUAUCAGUGAUAAAUCAGAUUAUUGUACCAGACUGCAGACAGACAUCCUGCAGCUCAGUCUAAAAGUUAAGAACAGCCGAGCUCAGACUGAAUUUACACUUAGUGACAUUUUCAGUGUUUAGUUAAAGUAAAUAAAACCGUCUUUUAAAGCCGAGACGGGAUCCUGUUCAUUCACUGAUAACCUCAUUAGGACCAUCUCUGGAUUUAUACUCCAUCUUUAUAAAGAAGAUAGAAUAUGAAAUAAUAUUUCGAUAUGUUUCACUGAGAUUACUCAAUCAAAGAGCCCCAAGCCUUUUAAUGUAAUAUGAUGUGUCAGAGCUGGAAGCUGCUGGUUUAGAACCACAAACCAGGAACCCUUGUGUUAUAUAAUAGUUAGCACCUGCUUUAUUUCUCCAUCUCAACACCAGAAUAACAUCCUCAGUGAUCUAAUGUGAACAACAAACUGACCGACAGCCUGCCACACAAACAACAUGACAAUCAGUUUUAGUCCUGAAUCUGCAGCUCCAGAUCUGCAGACACACAUUACUCUCUAUUUUCACAGUAACAUGAAUUAACUUUGUGCACUAUUUAAAUAAAGUUUAUUGAUGUCAGUUAUUUCAUGAAUUAACUUUAUGCAUUAUCUAAAUAAAGUUUAUUGUUGUCAGUUAUUUCCACACCUUUGCUUGUUGCUUUUUAAAAUUCUGAUUGAUCACAAAGAGUCAGUCUGUCAGAUUCUCCAUCUUUAUUCCUACAGGUACACUGUUUUUUGAAAAAAGAAAAAGAAAAAAAAAGGUGGAAUCAAGCGAGAAAAACUGUGAUUUUGAAAAGAAAAAUAUCAUUUAUCACUGAAGGAAAAAAUACACCAACACUGUACUUUUUAAUUUGUGCAAUAACUCAAAAAUUAAAUAACCUCAUCAUCUAGCCACCUCACCAUGUUUGUCUUUUACAUUUAAUAUCCUCAAAACAGGAUCCAAUUCAUAUUAAAUAAAGGUGCAAACAUAAUCUCUGUCUUAUUAUACUUUCUUUAAUUCAAAACUCUAUAAAGUAAAAGUCAUCAAAACACAAAAACAAAAUAAAAUAAUUUGAUUAAAUAAGAUUUAAUUUAUAACAUUUUAUCUAACAACAUAAUGAAAUCAAAUCAGAGCUGCUCCCUCAGACUGGAUUGCUCUCCUCAUUAACCAGACUUGUCUCUGUCCUCCUUUCUCCUGUAGCAGACCACGUCUCGCCGGGCCGGUCUCUGCUGCACAAACUGUCACACCAGCACCACCACGCUGUGGAGACGCAACGCCGAAGGGGAGCCCGUGUGCAAUGCCUGCGGCCUCUACAUGAAGCUGCAUGGGGUAAGGUGAUCUCUGUUUGUGUGGACUGUAACAGCUCGUGUUGAGGUGUGUCUCACCUGAGAGAAACACUUCCUGUAGCAAACAUCUGCUGCUGCAGGAAGCUGCUCAUUAUUUACCUCCACAGGUUCACCCCGGUCACUGUUAUCAGACUAACCCUCCUCUGAACCACACACAUGCAGCUCUAUCAGUGCUGUGGAUGUAGAAUCAGCUCACCUGUGCUCUUCCACCCCCCUCAGGUACCCAGACCUCUGGCCAUGAAGAAAGAAAGCAUUCAGACAAGGAAAAGGAAACCCAAGAUCCCCAAGAAUAAAACAUCUACAGGUGAGAGAGAAGAAUGAACUCUGUAGCCCCAGUCUGAAACACUGAGUCAGAAACUAUCACUGUCUGAAUAACAGCUCAGAAAGGCCCCAGUAUCACCUAAUAUCAUACUCAUGUGUCUUUCCUUUAGGCUCCACCCCCUCUGACAGCAGCUCCCCGCCCUCACUCUCCGUCUCUGAACACGCCUCCACCAUAAAGAGUGAACCCAACAUGGCCCCCUCGCCGUACGCCGGACAGACCGUCGCAUCUGCCACUCAGGUGAGCUCCUGAGAGACGCUGAGACAUCUCGAACCUCGAAUCUCAGUGUCUAAACUGAAGUUGCUGUAUGAGUCUUUAUACGUCACACUGGACCAACUUAGGGUCCAAACCAGAAGUCUGUGAAAGAGGGUCAGGGUUAGCGCCCCAGAGACCAGAGAGCCAAUCAGUCAUGUGUAACCUAUCAGAAGACAGAGCUCUGAAAAGUUACGUCAGUUGAAGUAGCGUGUUUCACAGUGGCGUGAAACAAGCAGUGUUAGUCAAGUGUUCUUCAAAGGUCAAAGGUUACUUUAUUUGUACCCUCAGGUAAAUUUUGUUUGCAGUAAAUCACAUGUAUGACAGUAGACAAACAAACAGACCAGUUCAUACAUAUAAGGAAGCAUUUCAGGACAACACAUUAUUGAGGUGCAUGUUUUAAGGUGACUGUUGGUGCAGUUUUAAUCAGCACCCAGUGUUAACGUGUCCCUUCUCCCUGCAGACGGGCUCUCAGUUGGACAGUCUGACUUCAGGACACAUGGACAUUAAAUACGAGGACUUUCCUUUUACCACAACCGCUUUGGCCUCACAGAACUGGUGCGCUUUGUCUCAGGCCUGA